AUGGACGAACAACCAAUCAUCGAUAUCAAAGUUCACAAUGAAUAUACAGUAGGCUGGGUCUGCGCCCUGCCAAAGGAACAAACUGCAGCCACGGCCAUGCUGGAUCAGAGACACGGCGACCUACCGAAGCCAGCAAAUGACUCGAAUACGUAUACUCUUGGAUCAAUCGGCAAACAUAAUAUUGUCAUUGCGUGUUUGCCGAAAGGCCAUAUCGGGAACACUCCAGCGGCAACAGUUGCCGCUCAAAUGGUCUCCACGUUUCCGUCUGUCAGGUUUGGUUUGAUGGUUGGCAUCGGCGGUGGCAUCCCGCCCAAGGUCAGACUUGGAGAUGUCGUCGUCAGUACUCCAGUCGGAAGUUUUCCCGGAGUGGUCCAGUGGGAUCGUGGCAAGGCAAAGGAUGGGGGCUUCGAACAGACGGGAUCACUGAACAAUCCUCCGGUCUCCCUUCUCACCGCGCUGGCGAAGUUGGAAACAGAGCAUGAAUUGGUUGGAUCUCAGGUCCCAGAAUAUUUGGAUCAGAUGAAACAGAAAUGGCCGAGAUUGGCAGCAAAAUAUCUCAAAUCCGACUCGCUACAAGAUGUCUUGUUCAAGGCAGACUGCAGCCAUGUUUGCCAGAUCACCACAGGGGAUCACGUUUCUUCUGACAGUACUUAUGAAAGCGAAAAAGAAGACAGCUGCCAGCAUUGCGAUAAGACCAAGGUUAUCAAGAGAAAGCCUCGAGAUAUGCGUGUUCACUAUGGCCUAAUCGCCUCGGGUAACCAAGUCAUCAAGAGUGCCGCCUUCAGAGAUCAACUCAAUAAACACCUUGGUGGACAUCUUCUCUGUGUUGAAAUGGAAGCAGCAGGGCUGAUGAAUAACUUUCCCUGCAUUGUCAUCCGAGGAAUCUGUCGAGGAAUCUGUGAUUAUGCAGAUUCGCAUAAGAAUAAGGAUUGGCAAGAAUACGCUGCAGCCGUGGCGGCGGCAUUUGCUAAAGAGCUUCUGGCCUACGUGAGCCCCAGCGACGUUGAUGGAGAGCACACGGUAAAAAACAUGCUUAGCGACGUGUCUACCGAAGUAUCCUCAACAAACAUUGGCGUUUCCUACAUCAAGUCCAGUCUGGAUAACGACAUGGACCGUCGAAUUUUAGAAUGGGUCACUUCAAUUGACUAUGGACCUCAACAAAGCGAUUUCCUCAGGAGGCGGGAACCAGGAACCGGUCAAUGGCUCAUAGACUCGACAGAGUAUCAGGAUUGGCUAGGGGCGAAGAAGCAAACACUUUUCUGUCCUGGAAUACCAGGAGCUGGCAAGACUAUCCUCACUUCAAUCGUGGUCGACCAUCUUGAGAGGACAUAUAGAGCCGAUCCAACGAUUCGUGUUGCCUACAUUUACUGCAACUAUCGGCGCCAAGAAGAACAAAGCAUCGACAAGUUACUCGCAAGCCUACUGAAACAACUGAGUCAAGGAGAGAACUGUAUCUCAAACCGUCUCAGGGGCUUUUAUAAGCACCAUAUAGAGAAGCGGACGCAAAUAUCUCUGCUCCAGAUCCAGACGGCUCUCCAUUCACUAGCAGAAAAUUAUUCGACGGUCUUCAUUGUGAUUGACGCACUUGAUGAAUGCCAAAAUUCGGAUGGAAGCCGGCAAAAGUUUAUAACAGAGCUCUUCAACCUUCAGAAGACAUGUGGAUGGAAUCUCUUUUUGACAUCGAGGGCCAUUCCAGAGAUCGCUGACCGUUGUAGUGAGGCAAGCAUAUCACUAGAGAUCCGCGCAAGCGCCGAAGACAUAGAGAGAUACUUGAAAGGCAAUACCGGUCAACUACCAGCGUUUGUCCAACAGAAUGAAGAGCUCCAGCAGAAGAUUGCAGCAGAGAUUUCGCAAGCUGUCGAUGGAAUGUUUCUCCUGGCACAGAUCUAUCUGAACUCACUCAACGACAAAAUGACACCAAAGGCCAUCAAAAAUGCAUUGAGCAGUUUUCAGAAGGCAAAUUCAGGAUUGGGCGAGACUAAAAAUGCCGAGAUCCUAGCCCUUGCAUACGAGCAAGCGAUGUUGCGAAUUAAUGGGCAACAAUCAGGGUUCAGAGAACUUGCUCAUAACGUUUUGCUAUGGAUUGUUUGUGCAGAACGGCAACUUACCAUAGCCGAGCUUCAGCACGCGCUUGCUGUCGAAAUCGAUGAGUCGGAGAUUGACGAAGAGAACAUACCAUCCACCCGUGACAUGGUCUCGGUGUGUGCUGGACUAGUCACGGUUGACUACGAAAGUAGCAUCAUCAGAUUGGUUCAUUACACAGCACAGGAAUAUUUUAGCCAAACACGCACACGCUGGUUUCCUGAUUCAGAUAUGAUCAUGACAGAUAUCUGUGCCUCAUACCUCCUAUUUAGAGUUUUCGAAGAAGGGCCAAUGGGCAAUGGCUUUCGGAAACGAUCAAAAACAUAUCCUCUCUACAGCUAUGCCGCUCAAAAUUGGGGGCACCAUGCGCGAAAGGCUUCCAAGCUACGCCGCAAAGUCAUGGAGUUUUUAGAAUGUGAGACAAAAAUAGAAGCAUCCAUCGAGGCGUUCAGGUAUGAUCACACACCAAGACAUGGAGAUGAAGCACCAAGGUAUGGAAUGACAGGCCUUCACUUGGCCGCCUACUUUGGUCUUGGGGAAACAGCCAAGGCCCUUCUCGAGAAAACAAUCGACGUCAAUACGAAAGACGAAUGUGGAUCAACUCCGCUAUCAUGGUCAGCACGUAAGGGGCACGAGACCGUUGUUAAGUUAUUGCUUGCAAUGCCUAACAUUGACAUUGACCCUAAAGGUACAUCAUUACUGAGAGCAGCAGAGUUCGGGCAUGGUGGUAUUGUUGAAUCAUUACUCGUAGCUGGAGCAGAUCCGAAUGUCGGCACUAUGUGGAACACGCCACUAUCAUUGGCAGCAUACAACGGACAUGAGGAUGUUGUUAAACUUCUUCUUGCAACGCCUGACAUUGUCAUUCACUCAAACGGUGAACAUCACGAUUCGCCAUUAUACGGAGCAGUAGAUAAAGGGCAUACCGCCGUUGUCGGACUGUUACUUGCAGGCGGAGCCGAACCAGAUCUCGGGAACACAAGAGGCACGACACCACUCAUGUGUGCAGCAGAUAAGGGUGACGCGACUCUUGUGGAAAUGUUGCUUGCAGCUGGAGCAGACCCCAAUCUCAGAGACUGCGAGGGCAACACAACACUAGGGUAUGCAGUAUUUCGAGGGCAUGACGCCGUUGCGAAGCUAAUGCUCGCCGCUGGAGCAGAUGUGAAUUCCAACCCUGAGAGACCGACUCUCGGGUCAGUACUACAUUUAGCAGUAAUGAAUGUGCACGAGGCAAUAGUGGAACUGUUACUCGCAGCUGGUGCAAACCCAGAGUUUAGAGACAUAUCCGGCCACACGCCCCUAUGGUACGCAGCAAGCGAAGGUUAUGAAACGAUUGUGAAGCUAUUACUCGAAGCUGGUGCGGAUUUCAAUCUCAGUGAUGAAGAUGGCACGAUCCUAUUACAUAGUGCAGCAUUUACAGGAUCUGAGUUUAUCACGGGAUUGUUGCUCGACGCUGGGGUAAACCCACAUCUCGGCGACGAAUACGGCUCAACAGCGCUACACAUGGCGGCAGAAAACUACAGGUAUGGUUCCAUGAGUAUUAUAGGUUUAUUCCUCGAAGCCGGCGUAAAACCGGAUGUUAGGGAUAAUAAGGGCCGAACACCCCUAUGCGACGCAGCAUCGGUAGGCUUUGAAGCGGCCGUGGAUUUCUUGCUCGCGGCCGGUGCGGACCCAAAUCUCAGAGAUGAACAUGGCGAAACACCAUUACAUGCAGUUUUUUCCCUGGAUGAACUACAUGAAGGGCAUGAGGCCACUAUUAAGAAAUUGCUUGCAGCUGGGGCAGACCCUAAUCUAAGAUCUAAAGAGGGUAUAACACCACUGUCGAUGGCGCAGGCGUGGGAGUAUGAAGCUGCUAUUGAACUGCUAUCCAACAAAGGUGCAUCCAACGAGGGUGCUGUGAUUGACUCGAUGGAGAUGGAUAAUGACGGUGGCUUGCUGGCAUGCUCUGAGGCGGAAUGA
Molecule: messenger RNA, 4038 nt
Organism: Trichoderma aggressivum f. europaeum
Lineage: Eukaryota; Fungi; Ascomycota; Sordariomycetes; Hypocreales; Hypocreaceae
Exons: 3
Coding region: 1-4038 (1345 amino acids)
Biological process (GO): nucleoside metabolic process
Molecular function (GO): catalytic activity; protein binding
Source: RefSeq, a predicted model, not a curated record